UGGGUUUAACCGACGGGCAGCGGAUAGAAGAAAGGAACAGUUUGUCCCACCGGCGUUUUAUUUAGCAGCAGAAGGUCGUCGGCAGCUGGGCGAUAUUUGACAACACACAAACCAAAAACCAGCUUAAAUAACUUAACUUUGUUGUAAGUUUGGGGCUCGAAACGUGGAUUGAUAUGAGUAUUGCUAAAAAUAUAGAGGGACGCGGCUGUGCGUCGCGUUUGUUCGGGCUCGUUAUGAAACCGUGCUAGCUAAUGUUCGCUAACAUUAGCAGUUGAGCACCGUAACUAACGAUAGCUACGCUGACAGUUAAGAAAGCGACCGGAGACGCGGUUUUAACCCAAGACAGUCUACUAGUUUUUCUUGCAGCGUAGAAUUAACGCUACGUGGGAUUUUAGAAACCCGGACUUCACAGGGUACUCGGACUGGAACCUUGAAUAUCACCGCCUCCGGUCUUGGAGCAGACCCCGGGCUCAGCUUCUCAGACCCAGGAUCGCUGUUCCUUGAACUGAGUGGCUGGUUUGAUGGCAGCCACGGCCAGUGCCCGGCGGUUACCCAUGGGUGUGCGGACAUUCAGUGACUUUCUUCAGAUUGCCACUGUGGGCUCCCCUCGCUCGUGUCGUACACCGGUGCUAAGAGGAUGCCUUCGCCAAAACAUCAGACACCUGUCAUCAUGUGGCAUUUUGAUGACAAGAACUCCCAGAGUGCUUUGCCUUCAAGACUGGGACACAAUGACAACUGUUCCCCAAAGCAGAAACUUCAUCAGCCUCACCAACAAAAGGAAGGAGUACUCCGAGCGUAGGAUACUUGGGUUUUCUAUGCAGGAAAUGUAUGAAGUGGUGGCCAAUGUUGACGACUACAAGCACUUUGUGCCCUGGUGUAAGAAGUCCCAGACCAUCAUGAAAAGAGCAGGCCACUCCAAAGCCCAGCUUGAAGUGGGAUUCCCUCCAGUGGUGGAGAGAUACACAUCUAUGAUCACUAGUGUCCGGCCUCAUCUGGUCAAAGCAGUGUGUACAGAUGGAAAGCUGUUCAAUCACCUGGAGACAAUAUGGCGCUUUAGUCCUGGCAUUCCUGGUUACCCUCGCACCUGCACAGUAGACUUUUCUAUAUCCUUUGAGUUCCGCUCUUUGCUGCACUCCCAGUUAGCCACCAUGUUCUUCGAUGAGGUUGUAAAGCAAAAUGUCGCUGCUUUUGAGCGGCGGGCUUGUAAGCUGUACGGCCCAGAGACUCGUAUCCCACGGGAGUUAAUGUUUCACGAGGUGCAUCAGACGUGAUCUUGGCAGCUGUAUGUCCUCAUGUCCUCAUCUGGCCUUAAAUUAUACCAACCUUUGUUUCCUUUAUCCACACAAACUUGCAUGAUGCUGCGUAAUCCCCCCCUCACCGCUACAUAGACAUCAUAGUGGCUGCUGAAGAUGUUAGACAUCCAACUCUUGUAAGCAUUAUUAUUAUUAUUAAUAAUUCCUCUUCUCAUUGUGUUAAGUCUUUCCACUUUCUGUCUACCUCCACUGAAGGGAUCCUUGUUUAGCAGAGGGACACCACCAUUGCUCUUGCUCCAUAGCAGUUACAAGCUGUAUUUAUGUAUAAAAACAGUAAAUCAUUGCAACAUUAUGCUACCAAUGGUAGAGUCGACUAUUAUUUUAAAUGAACAGCACAGUGACACUGAACAAAACACCCUUUUAUUAUUAUUUUUUUAAUAAAAGGCACAGAUGCCGUUUGAUCCAGACUUCUGCUCAAGUCUUAUAGUUCACUGUGACCUCGAAGUUACUUUUCACACUGACACUUAAUCAAGUCAAAGUGUGUCCAAUCUUUAGUUGAAUUUCAGCACUUUGAUCAGCUGAUUAUACUGUAUUACUUUGCCUUUACUUUUACCACUUUUAUUUCAAAUGGAACUUUUAAUAUAUUGUUUGACAUAGAGUUGUGAAGUUGGUGCAAAACGAUAUUUCAUUUCAUCCUUUUUAAUUUAUUCAUCAGUGGUUAUAUGCAAUUUUUUUAUUAUAUUAUUGGGAUCCAAAUCAAAUGUGCCAUGUGUGGGACGUUGAGAGUGUUGUCACUGUGACAAUAUCACUGAAGUGCAACAUUUUGCGAGGGGGAAAAAUGUCAUUUCUUCAUUAGUUAGCUGUGUCCUCAAUUAACCUUGAGGUUUGGGAGAUUUAGAUUUAUCUUGGCUGUUGUUGUGCUGUGAGGAUUGUGUUUUUGGACAUUUAGACUUGGCCUGCCAAUUUUAAUAAUGCCUUAUUUUACAGCCCAGCACGAGUAGUAACUUUUAGGUGAUUAAUAAAGGUGAUGGGGGCACAAACAAGAGCACCUGAAUGAACAGGUUGGAGUGUACUGUGAAAUACUUUAAAUGGGAUUACAACAAAAAUGUUACAGAUCAUGUGGGUUAACUACAACUUUAUAUUUGAUAAAUAUAUAUUUUGGUUUGCAGAUUCUUAAAGAUUAGAUUAGAUGCUAUUUCUGAAAAUCAAAUUAAAUGCCACUUGAGAUACUUGAGAUUGAUAGUAAUGUGAUUAGGUCACAGUUCCAAUAAUCCAAUUGAUUUCUAAAGUUAAAACAAUUUGUAACAUGUUGGAAAAGUUUUCCAUCUCUGCUUUCUGUUUUGUGGUCCAUGUUAUGAAGGUUAUCAGGAGAAUGAUCCUCCUGUUGUGUACAUUUAUAUAAAAUACGCUGGUGGGCUGUAGAAUAAAACAUUAUCAUUGUCUGUGGGUUUCAUGCUUAUUUUUGAGAGGUGUAGCUUUUAUUUAUAUUCAUUAUGAUGCAUGGAUGUAACUAACAAAGAGGCAAAUAUACACGUUUCAAGUGUUGCAUUGUCAGUGUGACUACAAUUUGUUGGGAUUUAUAUUUCAUAUCGAGGUAGCCCAUCGCUUUAUUCCACAGUAAAGUGCGCAUAAAGUUAAUUGAUAUUAAUACCGUAUUUGCCAUAUUUUAGAUACAUUCAGGUUGCCAAAGGUCAGUGGAGGAAGUCAUUCAUUGUGUGACCUUCCUCAUAACAGGCAGUUCAUUUUGUCCACAUGCUCCAAGUAUCAUACUCUCAACAGAACUGAACUGUGGUUCGGUAUUUUCAAAGCUGGAUUUUGGCUUCAAAGUCGAUGUGUUUAUUUUCUCUUUUUAAAAAGGUGAUUUGGAAAUGAAGGGAUAUUUAAUUAUCAAUGCAUGAAGAAUGUUAAAUCCAAUGGGCCUGUGAAUCACUGUUACAUGAAAAAAAGUUCAACUUAUUAAAAGAUUUUUAAAUGUCAUUUUCAAGUGUUAUAUUUUUAAGCAAUAAAAUAUAAUUUUAGAUUAAGUCAGAUUUAAGAUUAAAAUUUUAGCAUAUCGUCAUGCUAUCCAGUGAUCAGGCUUGAUUUUGGAUCUUUUUUUUGUUUUUUGCUAGAGAUGUAUGUUUGAUAUGCUGCCUACUGAUUGAAUUUAAUGCCAAGGUUUAUUGUUGUAGGUGCCAAUACUCAGAAAUCGGAAACAAUGGAGACUAUUUUAAGAGAUAGUAAGAAGAGCAAGAGUAUUGUCACCUCAGCCUUCCUUCCCUGCAGUAUAUUUCCACAUUGAUGGUCAUAUUGCAGGUAUAUGAACAACCCCUGAUUUAACAGUGGUGGCUUGGAAUGUAUACAUGGAUGUAGAUACAUUAUGAUAGAAAAUAUUGCCAUUAUUUUUGCAGUCCUUUCACUUUUUAUGUUGCAAGCUAAAAUGUACCUGUAAAUACUGUGGGUGUAUUUUAAAGCUUUAUUUAAAUAAAAA
Seriola dumerili (greater amberjack) is the source of this 3723-nucleotide messenger RNA. It is a transcript of the gene coq10a, whose product is annotated as coenzyme Q-binding protein COQ10 homolog A, mitochondrial-like. Gene Ontology annotation, molecular function: ubiquinone binding. Bases 522 to 1271 code for a protein of 249 amino acids. The transcript has 5 exons. Gene Ontology annotation, biological process: ubiquinone biosynthetic process; cellular respiration. NCBI's taxonomy places the organism in Eukaryota, Metazoa, Chordata, Actinopteri, Carangiformes, Carangidae. The record is from RefSeq and is a predicted model, not a curated record. Gene Ontology annotation, cellular component: mitochondrion.